CAUUACUAUAUAAAUCUUAUGCUUCCUUCUCUCUCUCUCUCUAGAUUCAUCCCUGCCAAUUGCAAGAGAGAGAUUUGUCACUGCCAUUGUAGAAGAUGAGACAGAGAUACAUUGGGUGAGUCUUGUGGUGAAGAAAGACAACAAAUCUCAUGGCUUAUUGUCCUCCCACUGCUCAAGGUCGACCCUCAUCUGCUUUCCCCCUCUCUGCCUUCAAUAUUGGUUUCAGUUCAUCCAUCACCACCUGCACUUCCACCUCCUCUCUACUUCCCGGACUCCAUUGCAAUCACAGAACUCAACACAUAGGUGCACGCCUCAAACAAACAGAGUACUGGAACCCAGAUCUCAAAUCACCACUUCAACUAUAAUAAGACUCACUUAAACAGCAGAUACAGAGAAACUGCGAAACAGAAGCUGAGAGGAAGAAAAGAUAUAUAAGAUGGGUUUCUUCACACUCCUUGAGGUGGCAACUAUGCCAGUGUUGCAGGUCCUUCUCAUCAGCAUCCUUGGAGCUUUCAUGUCAACAGAGUACUGGAACCUUUUAAAUGCAGAUGCUCGAAGUUACCUGAACAAGAUUGUUUUCAAUAUCUUCACUCCUUCACUCAUCUUUGCAAGUCUAGCUAACACUGUUACUCUCCAAGAUGUAAUUACAUGGUGGUUCAUGCCCGUCAACAUGGGUUUGAGCUUCUUGGUUGGAGGAAUACUUGGGUGGAUUGUUGUGAAAAUAUUAAAACCAGAGCCAUAUCUUGAAGGCCUCAUCAUUGCAACUUGUUCAGCAGGAAAUGUGGGAAACCUUCUGGUGAUAAUUGUUCCUUCAAUCUGUAAUGAGGAUGGCAGCCCAUUUGGUGACCCUAAUAUUUGCAGCUCUGUUGUACUCUCCUAUGUGUCUUUCUCCAUGGCGCUUGGUGGAUUUUACAUUUGGACUUACACUUUCCAUCUCGUGCAAAAUUCUGCAUCAACAUAUAAAGCAACUCAAGUAGCCGAGGAAUCAUUGUCAAGGAAGCCUAACAACGAUUUUGAUACCAACAGUGAAUCCCACCUUCUCAAGGCAGAUGAUCAAGAUCAGACAUCUAUACAAGUGAUAUCAACAAAGGCCAUUGCUGAGGAUAUGGAAAAGGAACUUGUUUUUGCACAAUCAUCUGGGAAAGCAGGGGAUGAGAUCCCAUUCUGGGGAAAACUAACAGGAUUUCUCCACCAAAUUGUGGAGGAGUUGAUGUCGCCACCAACUGUUGGUGGAAUCAUGGGAUUCAUCUUUGGGUGUGUGCCGUUUCUGAGGAAUCUUAUUAUCGGUAAAACUGCUCCUCUGCGAGUGAUCCAGGACUCGAUCAAAUUACUAGGGGAUGGCACAAUUCCUAGCAUCAUUCUUAUACUUGGGGGUAACCUCAUCAAAGGUCUACGUUCAGCAAAGUUGAAUCCAUUGAUAAUCAUUGGAGUCAUUUUAGUGAGGUACUUGAUACUUCCUCUGAUUGGGAUUGGAUUGGUUAAGGUUGCUGGUGAUCUUGGCUUCCUUUCGCCAGACCCGCUUUACCGAUAUGUCCUGAUGUUACAAUUUUCCCUCCCACCUGCCACAAGUAUAGGUACAAUGACCCAGCUGUUUGAUGUGGGUAAAGAGGAGUGCUCAGUCCUAUUCCUUUGGACAUACUUGGUUGCAGCCUUUGCCCUCACAAUUUGGUCCACCGUCUACAUGUGGGUUCUGUCUUGAAGAGCUUUAGUUCAUGGGUGAGCUAUAAUGCAGUUUCUGAUGGACAAGAGUUGUUGAGAACUCUUCUCAAAUUGAAGCAGUUACUCUGUGGACAGAUAAAUUACAAUCCAUGUUUUUUGUUAUGCAAAUUUGUUUUCAAGUGUUUUUGUCCCUAUUGGAUUGUAGAGGUUUCUCAAAUUCUUAUCCUGAGUUUCUUGAAAGAAUAGCAAGAAUAGAAAAACAACAUACUUUAGGAUACCAAAAUAGCUUUGUCUUAAGAUGUAUAGAGGACAUCAUGAGUUCAAUGGAAAUUCAUAAGAUCAGCCAUAAAAUGGCGGCACA
Macadamia integrifolia is the source of this 2020-nucleotide messenger RNA. Its product is annotated as protein PIN-LIKES 7-like. NCBI's taxonomy places the organism in Eukaryota, Viridiplantae, Streptophyta, Magnoliopsida, Proteales, Proteaceae. Bases 437 to 1699 code for a protein of 420 amino acids. Gene Ontology annotation, biological process: endoplasmic reticulum to cytosol auxin transport. The transcript is spliced from 11 exons. Gene Ontology annotation, cellular component: membrane. The record is from RefSeq and is a predicted model, not a curated record.